CUAUGUUAUUGCUCGAUUUUCGUCCGCGCAGCUGGUUUGUCUCAAUUUUUUAUUAAAAUAGGAAGUACCAAAUAAAUUAAACGGACAUUGGCUUAAAGGCCAGCAAACAAUAUACCGAAAUAAACAAGUUUGUUGGCCGCCCCUGUUGGCCAAGUUUUUUUGUUGUUGCUUUGGCAACCGUUAGAACAACAACAGCAAUAGCAGCAACAACAACAACAACAACAACAUAAACAACAGGGACACAUAAGGGUACUUCCAUUGCUAAAAACAUUUGCGCUUUUCAAAAAUAAGGCGAAAAAACCGAGCCAGACAGUCUGGAAAAUCCAUUGAAAUACAAACACAAUUUUAAGUCGGCACUAAAAACCGAAAGUGGCUGUAUCCCCCGAUUUUGAUGAGCAGCCAACAGAGAUUUCCGGUAUCCAGCCAAAUGGCGAGGAGGAGUUCCACGCUCCAGGUUUCCAAUGCGCCAAAUAGUUUCAUGAAAUAAUUCAUUGCGUACCGAGCAGCACGCCCUAUCGUCGACCGUCCCGCCCCCUGGCACCGACCCCGCCCCCAUCUCCGUCUCCGCCUCCGUCCCGCCCCUUCCGCUCGGCCCUGCGUUGAAAGCGUUGAUAGUCAGUAAAUGGAAUGGAAUAAAAUAAAUCAAAACCGCAAAGGCAGCGAAACGGCGGAGUUGACAAACAAAAAGGGCCACAGCACAGAUAUUAUACAAACUUCGAAAGCGAACGAAUGCUACCGCACAUUGUAAAGCGGCCAACACGUAGCAAAUCAACACUUGCAACAGCAAGUGCCACACAGGUUGCAGGUGCAACAGGACGAUUCCGACGACUAGGAUGAAGGGCGCCAACUACAGCAGCCUCGGCACAUACAGUGGCAUCAAUGGCGGUGGCAACGUGGGCGGCACCGGCAAAAUGUCACUGGGCAAAUCCAUCAAAAUGUACCUGACCAUUUUCAUCCUGACCACCUGCAUUUACAUGGCGCUCUAUCAGUACCACAUAUCCCGCGAACCCUUCGCCGCCAGCGAAGUUGUCAAGCAUCAAGAGAAAUCAUCUUCAUACAUCGCCUCAUAUUUGUGGUCACCCAUUUCCCUGCUAAUGGCCAAUAGUUCCUCAAAUUCCAUUAACAAUCCCACAACAACAAGCACAACCACAACAACGACAACAACAACAAUAGCUCCAACGACACCAACAACCACCACAGUGGGCAGUGUGGGCCAAAAACAGGGUGCAUCCUCAACCGCCUCCAUUCGCAUGGUAUCAUUAGUGGCCACAACACCGUCAUUUAUAUCGCCCUUAUCGGAAUCGCGAUCGGAACUGGGAUCGGAAUCGUUGGGUGGCCAUCAAAAGACUGCAACCAUGAAAACUAGCACCACAACAACAAGAACAACAGCCAGUGGGUUGGCCACAACUAAAUUGUCAGGAACAACAAGAACAACAACUACAGCCAAAACAAGCGCCAAACUGUCCGCGGCGACCACGCCCACUGCCUCCCACAUGGAAAAAGGCCAUAAGACUCGACCAACAUUCGUUGCCGCAUCCUUGCCCCCGCCCCUGUACAUAAUCACGCCCACCUACCGACGACCCGAGCAGCUGGCGGAGCUCACCAGGCUGGGCUAUACGCUGAAACAUGUGGUGAAUCUACUCUGGCUGGUCAUCGAGGACGCCAACAAGACGAAUCCGCUGGUGGGCCACACUCUGGAUCGCAUCGGUGUGCCCUACGAGUACAUGGUGGCGCCCAUGCCGGAGAAGUACAAGCAGACGAAGAAGGCCAAGCCGCGUGGCGUCUCCAACCGGAAUCGGGGCCUCGAGUAUCUGCGCGAACACGCCACCGAGGGAGUGCUGUACUUCGCCGACGACGACAACACCUACGACAUUAGCAUAUUCGAGCAGAUGCGCUACAUCAACAAGGUGGCCAUGUGGCCAGUGGGCCUGGUCACAAAGACCGGAGUGAGCAGCCCCAUUAUCCAGGAGGGCAAGCUGGUGGGCUACUACGAUGGCUGGAUCGGAGGCCGCAAGUAUCCGGUGGACAUGGCUGGAUUUGCGGUGAGCGUCAAGUUCCUGAAGGAGCGUCCCAAUGCCCAGAUGCCCUUCAAGCCGGGUUACGAGGAGGAUGGCUUCCUCCGCAGCCUGGCGCCACUUGACGAUGCGGAAAUCGAGUUGCUGGCCGACGAGUGCAGAGAUAUUCUCACAUGGCACACGCAGACGAAGAAGAACGCACCCGGCCAGGCGCUGAACAGGACGCGCUACAAGAACACGAACCUGGAGCACAUAGAUAGGCUACUGGUGCGCCCAUAGGGAUAUUGACUGUAGUUAGCUAGUUAGCUAAAUAGGCUUAGCUAGAAGCUCGCCGUAUUCAAGGUGGCUCGCUACCAUUUUGACCGUGGCUCGGACGGAUUGUACAGGUACAAUCCGGCGCCCGGAGAAACCCAAUCAGAAUUGAUCAGAUCAUUAGUCGGUGUACAUUAUUAUCAUAAUCAUAUGUUUAGUUAGGCUCUAAGCGCACACAUUUCUAUGAUAAUUCGCUGCACCGUAGGCUUUGUUUGUUCGAAACUCGAACCAUCGCACAGCUAAUUGAACCUUAAGUAACCUGUUGUAUCAUAUCGCAGCGUCCAUGACUACUGUGUAAAUAAUUUAAGAUUAAAUUUGGUUUAACGCUCCAAGUUGAAACGGAAUUCUCAGCCAUAAAAGCAAGCAUCAGCAACGAAUUGGAUAAGAUGUUCCUAGACCAAAGAAAAAGCCCCUCAAGUUCUGCAUUCACCAUUCAAAUCAGCUGCGACACCCAGGACCUCCAAACUGCCGUCUGCAGGAUUCAUGCGAGGUCAGGGUCUGAGCCACAUCAACAAUCAAUUAGGGCAAGGUGUCAACAAAAAAAUGUAGUUCCCCGAAUCGUUCCGAAAGCGGGGCCAGCGUUUCAAUAAUUCAUGCCGACAUAUGGAUGUUCGAGGCGGCACAGAUAAGUCGUGCACGGAUGAGCCUCCUUCCUCGACGAAAGCAAACUGAAUCGCGUGCUUCACUUAAAUUGCACGACAUAUAAAUUGGAUACGAAUGGGACGCAGGAGACAUACAUACAUAGUUUCAACAAUGUUAUGUGGGUAUGAGUCCUGCUAAUGGAACUGAAUGGCUUAAAAGUUUGGCAAAAAUCAAUUUCAUCCUAAGCGCUGCACGAUUUUUGUUUUGUGUUGAAUGAGAACACUUUUUGUAUACCUAAGAUAUGCGUUUUGUUCUUCGUCCGAAACGGGUUUCCAAAGCAACACUACUUUUUCACUACUCAUAAGUAUGCUAAGUUAAGUUUAUGAAGAAAAUUUAUAUUCAAGUUAUGAACUGCACUGAAAUCGCCUACAUGUAAAUAAUAAUCACCUAAAUAUUGUAACCAAAAUUUUUACACAUCCCGCUAAAGCAGGGAGAGAAGUGCAGGGAUGGGAAAAAACUCUGACAAAUGGUAUUACGAGAUUUAUACAAUUUAUACAAUUGAUUAUGGAAUGCGAUAUGCCGCAAAGACAUUAGUUAGGUACUUACAAAAUCUUACAAAAAAUAAAAAUAACAACCGAGUCUCGAUGCACUCUCGAGUCAUGCAACUUAAAACUUUUCAAAAA
Molecule: messenger RNA, 3592 nt
Organism: Drosophila yakuba
Lineage: Eukaryota; Metazoa; Arthropoda; Insecta; Diptera; Drosophilidae
Product: galactosylgalactosylxylosylprotein 3-beta-glucuronosyltransferase P
Exons: 9
Coding region: 834-2294 (486 amino acids)
Biological process (GO): chondroitin sulfate proteoglycan biosynthetic process; carbohydrate metabolic process
Cellular component (GO): Golgi membrane
Molecular function (GO): galactosylgalactosylxylosylprotein 3-beta-glucuronosyltransferase activity
Source: RefSeq, a predicted model, not a curated record